AUGGGUGGGAUGUGCAUGUCUGCGGCUUGUGGUGGUGGUGGUGGCGACGACAAUAGUUUACUAACACAUCUCCUUAUCAUGCUAGUCGUCUGUCUCUCUCUCAUGGCCGUCUGCACCUCCAACGAACGCCGUACUGCCGUUCGUGUUGUCCGGUGCCGUUGACCAACCUUCGACCAGUAUACAUAUCAGAUCACAAUUACCCCACAAAAAAAAAAGAUUUAUCUUCAAAUUAUACAUGUAUGUUUGGUUCUGAUUAGUCAUGACUAAUGAAUAAGAUGUUUUGGUUUUGGUAUUGGAUUAGUAGUGAAUUAAGGUAAACCCAUUUUUAACUUCUCUCGGGGGAUUAUUGGGAGAUGAAUUUGUGUAGAGUUUGUGGAUUUAAAAAGUUGAUAGG
Molecule: messenger RNA, 394 nt
Organism: Eruca vesicaria subsp. sativa (arugula)
Lineage: Eukaryota; Viridiplantae; Streptophyta; Magnoliopsida; Brassicales; Brassicaceae
Source: the annotation of a GenBank genome assembly